AGCCGCGCGGCCGCCAGCAGGAAACCCGAGCCUGCGGCGCCAGGCGAGCCCGGCCCGACGGCGGCGGGAGGCGGGGCGCGGGCAGCCGGCGGGGCGAGCCAUGGACGCAGGAGCGGACGCAAAAGGGGGCGGCGGCCCCGCAGCCCCCCAGGAUCCCCGCGGCCCCGCGCUGCCCCAGCUCCCGCGCCGCCCUCAGCUCCUGGAUGAGGACGGAGGGCCCAGCGAGGAAGUGGCCGUGGAUGCGGGCAGCUCCCCGGCCCCGGAGGAGCCCCGGGCUGAGUCCCAGGCCGAGGCCUCGACGGCGGCCCCUCCCGAGGCCGAGGCCACGGGCGAGGCCAGACUGGGGCCCAAGGUGGCCGUCGGAGGGGUGCCCAACAUCGGCUUCGUGGGCGAGCCCCCGCCCUACGCACCGCCGGACCCCAAGGCAGUGCACCUGCUCUACCCGCCCUUCCCGCAGGGGCCCGUCCUCUUCCAGCCUGGCCCCUCGCCCCAGGCCCUGUACCCGCCGCCACCGGCCGCGCCCCUGUACCCCGCGCCCACCACGCCACCGCUCUUUGCAUCGUUCCCGGUGUACAACAGCCCCGUGGCCAGCAUGCCCGCCCCGCCCCUGGUGGAGCACAGGCCCCUGCCCAAGGACUACAUGAUGGAGUCCGUGCUCGUGACCCUCUUCUGCUGCCUCCUCACGGGGCUCAUCGCUAUCGUCUAUUCCCACGAGACGCGUGCAGCCCUGAGCAGGGGGGACCUGGCCCAGGCCGAGGAGGCUUCCCGCAAGGCCCGCUCGCUCGUGCUCUUCAGCCUGCUCUUUGGGGUCUUUGUGUCCACCAGCUGGGUCAUCUACGUGGUCGUGGCCCUGUACCUCCCCUGAGGGCCGCAGGCUCCUUUCAGAUGCCUGGAUGCACAAGGACACCCAGCCUGGCCAGACGCUUCCUGUGGACUUUGAUCCCUGCCGGUGGCCAUCUGUUGCCUCCAGAGGGGCCCCAGGGCCAGAAGAAGGUGGGGUCUGCAGCCCUUGGCACAUCUGUGGCUGGGCCUCAGCUCCUAUGGGUGGCCUCAGGCAGCGGCCUACACCGGAGUGGCUCCAGGGCCCAGGCCCAGCGGUGGGACGGGGCCCACUGGAGCUCCGCAUCCUGUGCUUCCUCCCGAGGUCUUUCUGGGACUGGGCUGGCUGGGCCCCCAUGGCCCUUGCCUUCACCUUACACCCUACACCCGGCAGACCACCCAAGGGACCGGGGCUCUCGUCCUCAGAGCCAUCUGGAAGGACGUUGCAAACUCCGGCCUCCUCCCACCUCCAGCCCAGCCUGGUGUCCGUGGGGCAAAGCUGCUGGUGUGUCCUUUUCCCUGUCGGGGAGCUGAGUGUGGUGUCGUCCCUCUCCUCAUCGCUCCUGGCUGAUUGUCCUGAGCCCUGGCCCCUUCCUAGGAGACAGGCUCUCUCAUGUCGACUCCAUGUCCAGAAACCAAGGCCACUGUGUCUGGUCAAUAAACAACAAGCUGCCCCCGGGCGGGUGUUGCUA
Acinonyx jubatus (cheetah) is the source of this 1511-nucleotide messenger RNA. It is a transcript of the gene PRRT1B, whose product is annotated as proline rich transmembrane protein 1B. The transcript has 4 exons. Bases 101 to 865 code for a protein of 254 amino acids. Lineage: Eukaryota; Metazoa; Chordata; Mammalia; Carnivora; Felidae. Gene Ontology annotation, cellular component: membrane. The record is from RefSeq and is a predicted model, not a curated record.